Molecule: messenger RNA, 2723 nt
Organism: Phragmites australis (common reed)
Lineage: Eukaryota; Viridiplantae; Streptophyta; Magnoliopsida; Poales; Poaceae
Product: BTB/POZ domain and ankyrin repeat-containing protein NPR2-like
Exons: 4
Coding region: 518-2371 (617 amino acids)
Biological process (GO): regulation of salicylic acid mediated signaling pathway; systemic acquired resistance, salicylic acid mediated signaling pathway; defense response to fungus
Cellular component (GO): nucleus
Molecular function (GO): protein binding
Source: RefSeq, a predicted model, not a curated record
ACUGAGAAGAUCCCAACGUGGUGACUGUGGAAUGGGGACGCAGCAAAUCCAGCAGUCCCAUCCGGCGCCUCUGCUCUUCCUCGUCGUCUUCCUCGAUCCACUCCUUUUCUCCCCACUCCCUGCUUUCCACGCAACUGCCUGCCCCCGAACUCUUCUUCCAAGAUUCCAUUUGACCGCCGCUGCGCCUCUCAGUCAGUCCUCACCCCUACUGUGCGGGCCACUUGAAUCGGUUCUUGAGAUUUUACCCGCCGCCCGAUAGAUAAGAUCCAAUCUUUUUUGCUCCCGGCCAGUCGGUGUGAGAUUUACGGCGAUUUCACGUAGGGGAGGUUCUUGCCGAGGCGGAUCUGCUUGGAGCCAAGCAAAGGGAGCGCCGAAUCGGGCUGUUUAGCCGUGCGAGGCCAAAAAGCUCACGCCUUGGCUGCCGAAACCGCGUGACGCAUGGCCGGGGUGGUCCGGCACAAGUAGGAGACCUCGCGUUUCGUGCUUGGCGGUUGGAGUUGGAGAGCCGUAGCCAGCCAUGGAGCCCUCGUCAUCCACCACGUUCGCGUCCUCGUCGUCGUACCUCUCGAAUGGGUCCAGCCCCUGCUCCGUCGCGCUUCCGCCGCCCGGGGCGCCCGAGGCCGCGCCGUUGGCCGCCGGGGAGGGUUGGGGUGGUGGAGGCGCCGCGGGAGGGAUUGGCAGCAGCGUGGAGGCGGUGAGCCUGAACCGGCUCAGUGACAACCUCGCGCGGCUGCUCAUUGACUCGGACCUCGACUGCAGCGACGCCGACGUCGACGUGCCUGACGGCGGGCAGCCCGUUCCCGUCCACCGCUGCAUACUCGCCGCGCGCAGCGCCUUCUUCUACAAGCUCUUCGCCGGGCGCGGCCGCGGUGGCGCCGCGCGCGAUGAUCCUGCCGCCGGCGCCGGAGGGGCUGGAGAGGAAGCUGCCAGUGGGAGGCCGCGGUACAAGAUGGAGGAGAUCGUCCCCGGGGGCCGCGUGGGGCGGGAGGCCUUUCAGGCGUUCCUAGGGUACCUGUACACGGGCAAGCUCCUGCCGGCGCCACUAGACGUGGUGUCCUGUGCCGACCCCGUGUGCCCACACGACUCGUGCCCGCCGGCCAUCAGGUUCGCCGUCGAGCUCAUGUACGCGGCGUGGACCUUCAAGAUCCCCGAGCUCAUCUCGCUCUUCCAGCGGCGGCUUCUUAACUUCGUUGACAAGACUCUAGUGGAAGAUGUCGUUCCUAUUUUGCAAGUUGCUUCCCACUCGGAGCUGACUCAAGUGCUUGACAAAUGUAUUCAGAGGAUUGCGAGAUCAGAUCUUGAUGAUGUAUCUUUGGAUAAGGAGCUGCCUCCAGAAGUUGCCGAUGAGAUAAAAAAGAUUCGCAGAAAGUGCCAAACAGCUGAUGGUGAUGUGUUCAUUUCGGACCCUGUGCAUGAGAAAAGAAUCAGAAGAAUCCACAGAGCACUGGAUUCUGAUGAUGUUGAGCUUGUGAAGUUGCUUCUUAAUGAGUCUGAGAUCACAUUAGAUGAUGCCAAUGCCUUGCACUAUGCUGCUUCUUACUGUGAUUCUAAAGUUGUCUCGGAGCUGUUAGAUCUGGGAUUGGCUAACUUGAAUUUGACGAAUAGCUGUGGAUACACAGCACUCCACUUGGCUGCUAUGAGGAGAGAACCAGCUAUCAUUAUGGUUCUCCUAAACAAAGGGGCAGCUGUGUCACAACCGACAGCUGAUGGCCGGAGUGCAAUUAGUAUUUGUCGGAGGUUAACAAGACUAAAAGACUACAAUACAAAGAUGAAGCAGGGUCAAGAGUCAAAUAAAGACAGGUUGUGUAUAGAUAUUCUAGAGAGGGAGAUGAUGCGGAAUCCUAUGGCAGUGGAAGAUGCUGUCACCUCACCUUUAUUGGCCGAUGAUCUUCACAUGAAGCUUCUCUACCUGGAAAACAGAGUUGCAUUUGCUAGAUUAUUCUUUCCUGCUGAAGCCAAGGUUGCCAUGCAAAUCGCACAAGCAGACACCACAGAAGAAUUUGGCGGUAUUACUGCAGCAUCUACUUCCAGUAAACUGAGGGAAGUCGAUCUAAAUGAGACACCAGUAACACAAAACAAAAGACUCCGUUCAAGGGUGGAUGCGCUGAUGAAAACAGUGGAGCUGGGCCGUCGGUACUUCCCGAACUGCUCCCAGGUACUCGACAAAUUCCUGGAGGAUGACCUGCCCGACGGCCUCGACACGUUCUUCCUCCGGCAGGGCACUCCCGACGAGCAGAAGGUGAAGAGGAUGCGCUUCUGCGAGCUCAAGGAGGACGUGCGGAAGGCGUUCAGCAAGGACAAGGCUGAUAACAGCAUGUUCUCGGGCCUGUCCUCGUCUUGCUCGCGGCCCCUGAAGGUCGCGAAGAAGUGAUGAGUUUUGCAGUACAGUUUGUAAUCACGGUCUUGGAUGGGACAGCAUAGGGAUCGGUUAGUAGAGCUGUGUAUGGGUAUGUUUGGCAGAGCUCUUUCAAAUAGCAGUUUUUAGCUUUUUAAAAUGAAAUCUGUGUGUUAUUUUCUGAAAUAAACGACUUUUCUGAUUCACUUUUUAUAUUGAAUCAUUUUAUCUAUAAAAUUUACUUUAAAGAAUUAUUUCUUUCAGAAAAUUUAGGUAAGAGCUCUACCAGAUAUGUUUUAUGUAUAGUGCUGACAAUGUGUAAGUAAAACUAUAUAUAUGUCAAAAGAAUGCGGAGCACACUGCAGAAAGUGAACAGAUGGUUCAUAGA